This is a messenger RNA of Akanthomyces muscarius, 567 nucleotides long. RefSeq lists its product as uncharacterized. NCBI's taxonomy places the organism in Eukaryota, Fungi, Ascomycota, Sordariomycetes, Hypocreales, Cordycipitaceae. Bases 1 to 567 code for a protein of 188 amino acids. The record is from RefSeq and is a predicted model, not a curated record. The transcript is spliced from 2 exons.
AUGUCUUCAAGUACGCAUCCAAACUGCCAGAAACUCAUCCAACGCGUAGCAGAGUUUCUAUCCGAAGUCGAAAAUCUCACCCCGGGCCGCGAUCUCGAGGAGCGUCUCAACCGCCAGUACGGCCCCGGCAACGCCUUUUACGAUGACUUUGCCCGCCUGAUCCGCGCAGGCCUCGACGGCGACGAGGGCUGGGUCGCCACUGACGAGGUGCAGGGGCCGCACUACCGGCGCACGCGCGUCAGCCCGCCCACCGAGGCCACGCGCUUCUGCAGCAUCACCACCGUCUACAUGGACCCCUGCGCGGCAGCUGGCGGCGACGAGGAGGUCCUACGCGGCCAGUACCACCUGCACCCGUACGGCGAGAUCAACUGCGUCAUUCCCGUCGCCGACGGCGCGCAGCUCAAGGGUAUGAGCGGCUGGCAGGGCGCCGGCUGGACGUCGCCCGGCCCGGGCACGCACCAUUAUCCGGAGGCGAGAGGGGGGCCGGUCGUUGCGCUGUUUUUUCUUCCGGCGGGGCGGAUAUCGUAUGCUGCGAGUCCGGAUGCGCCGCAGCCGAUUUCUAUAUAA